Messenger RNA from Stegastes partitus (bicolor damselfish), 861 nucleotides. RefSeq names its product meteorin-like protein. Bases 1 to 861 code for a protein of 286 amino acids. NCBI's taxonomy places the organism in Eukaryota, Metazoa, Chordata, Actinopteri, Pomacentridae. The transcript is spliced from 4 exons. The record is from RefSeq and is a predicted model, not a curated record. Gene Ontology annotation, molecular function: hormone activity.
AUGUGGCCAAAUGCGAUCAUUUUCACGUGUUUUCUGGCUCUUCGGCUGCGCCACUGUGCAGCUGAUCUGUGCAACUGGACCGGAAGCGGGUUUGCAGCUGCCGUGGACUCGCGGAUCGUUCUGCAGGUGCGGCUCCGCUGCACAGAGGGCUCGGUGAGGUGGCUCUACCCGGGUCAGGCUCUCCGGGUGGUCCUGGAGCCCAAUCUGUCCUCGUCCCGGCGCACCACCGUCUGCAUCAAACCGUCUCCCUCCUUCGGCGGAGCCAGCGUGUUCGUGGAACGGGCCGGACAGCUGGAGCUGUUGGUGCCAGACGGCGGGCGGCCCGACCGCCAGGUGUUCUGUUUCCGCGCAGACGGACCACACAGGCCCGCGCUCUACCUGCAGGCCGGCCCGCAGAGCGACGGGGCCUGGAGCAGACGCACGAUGGGCUUCAGAUACGAGCUGCUGGCCAACAGGAGCGAGCUGAGCCACGGAGGGCUGAGGGCUUCCUGCCGACCCUGCAACGACACAGAGCUCCUCAUGGCCGUCUGCAACAGCGACUUUGUGGUUCGAGGCCACAUCAGGAACGUUUCUCAUGACGCUCGGCGCCAGACGUCGCUGGUGGAGGUGUCAGCAGGGAGGGUUUACUGGCAGCGCAGCGGCGUGUUUGAGCAGCAACAGGCUUCUCCGUCCUGGCGUGGACACAUCCACACGCUGCUGCAGUGCCACGUGAAGCCCGGGGACGGAGAGUUCCUCUUCACGGGGUCGGAACACUUCGGGGAAGCUUGGUUAGGGUGUGCCCCGCGAUACAAAGACUUCCUGUCCGUCUACCAUGACGCCCGGACGGCACGCCGGAAUUCCUGUGACUUCCCUUCAGACUGA